UCGAGGAGAACGGGUGCAGCAAAGAACGUUGUUACUUUAGACGAUGAAACAAACAAACGAUACAGUAUAAGUAAUCUCUCUGAGUUAGCUCCAGAAUGUGAAGUUAUUGACGUCCUCUGGGGGACAGUGACGUCAGCCAAAACGACAGGGUAGAAGACACGAUGAAGAACAGAAGUGGAAGAAGAGCUAGAAAGAAAAGAAGGAAAAAACGAGGAGAGGCAAGAACUGUGACACUGUCUCAUAAAGCAUCUUUCAUCGACUUGAGGAGAUGGCUCCGACAAAAAGGAUUCCGUUCUAAGAGCUUGAUUCCAGCCAGCUUUACAGAUACAGGAAGAGGGCUGAUGGCUACACAACACAUUAAGGCUAAUGACUUGAUGAUCUCGUUACCAGAGAGGUGUUUGCUGACUACAAGCUCAGUUCUGAAGAGUUACAUGGGGGAAUAUAUAAAGAGGUGGAAGCCGCCAGUAUCUCCUCUCAUCGCACUUUGUUCUUUCCUUAUUGCUGAAAAAUACUAUGGAGACACGGCAGAAUGGAGCCCUUACAUUAAAGUCCUUCCCAAAUCCUACACAUGCCCGGUUUACUUCUCAAGUGACAUCAUGGACCUCUUGCCGCCAGAUGUUCGGAGAAAGGCGAUUAUACAAAAAGAACACUUUGAGGAGCUUUAUUCGUCUUCGCUGCCGUUCUUCUCGUCCCUUCAGCCCAUUUUUACUCAGCCUGUGGAGGAAGUGUUCAGUCAGGAUGCAGUCCGAUGGGCAUGGUGCAGUGUCAAUACCCGUACGGUGUAUAUGGAGCAUGCCCAGAGCGAUUUCCUCUCACGGGAGAAGGAUGUCUUCGCGCUGGCACCUUAUCUGGACUUGCUAAACCAUUGUCCUGAAGUCCAGGUUCAUGCAGGGUUCAAUGAGCUGUCCCGUUGCUAUGAGAUCAGAAGUGUUCGCGGCUGUAAAAAAUUCCAGCAAGCCUUCAUCUGCUACGGUCCCCAUGACAACCAGCGGCUCCUUUUGGAAUAUGGUUUUGUCGCCUCCGGUAAUCAGCACAGCGUGGUGUACGUCGACUUAGGUAUUCUGAAGUUGUGUUUUAGUGAAGCAGAUGGACAGCUACAGCAGAAACUUCUCUUUCUGAAGGACAAUGACUUUCUAAGAAAUCUGACGUUUGGUGUCGACGGGCCGUCCUGGAGGCUAAUGACAGCACUAAGGCUACUGUCCCUAAAACCAGAACAAUACUCCUGUUGGAAAAGUGUCCUCCUGGGGGCAUCAGUGAGCCAGGACAGAGAGGACUGGUGCAAUCUCAAGGCCCACAUGCUAUGCCAGCAUCUCUGGGAUGACAAUUGCACCGCACUAGCGAGGAUAGCUCGGCUCAGAGACGGUGCUGACGGGACACGGCUGGAGCAGCUCGGCGUCGUCGAGAGUCUGAGGCGAGAGGAACGAGCCAUUCUAGAACAGUCCGAACAAGUUCUCCGAAACAUUUUGCCUCAGUCAUCGCCAUGGCAACCGAGCAGGAUUUAGAACAUGGAACAUUAAAAGAGCCAGAGGAUAUUGUCACUUCUUGUGUUCCCGCCAACACCCGGAGCACCGAGCCAAGUCUGAGCAAAGGGAACUUUGACAUUUCUUAUUGGUGGGAGGGAAAAAAAAACAGUCACUAUGGUAGCUUUGGAGUUUAGUCCAUCUGUUUGUUUUUUUUUUAAAAAAAAGGCAGUUAUUCCGUGUUUCUUCAUCAUCUUUGACACAUUGUCGUCUGGAAUGGACAUGAAGAGCAAGGCUCUGGCGAUCACUGGGCGAGCAGGGCCAACCCUUUCUGGUGCUUUUUAAAAUGUAAAGAUUUUUUGAACAUUAACAUGUAUUUUCAUGCACGUCAGAUUAUUUACACCUAACAAAUGUGACGCGUCAUAUCAAGUCUGGUAUGAUGUAGCACAGAUUGGUUUUGUGCUAUGGCCAAUAUGGUGCAGACAGUGAAAUCUUCAUUUUUAUUAUCAAAAAUCAGUUGAUAUAGAAUCGAGAAGGAAAAUCAGAAAAACAUUGUUUUAAAGCACUUUAAUGAACACUAUUUAAGCUGGUUGAGGUCAAGCUGGUAACCAGACCUCGUAAGUAACUAAAAAAAGAUUAUAAAUCACCCGAAGUCCUGGAUGGCAACAU
Messenger RNA from Clarias gariepinus (North African catfish), 2129 nucleotides. It is a transcript of the gene setd4, whose product is annotated as SET domain containing 4. Gene Ontology annotation, biological process: peptidyl-lysine dimethylation; peptidyl-lysine trimethylation; peptidyl-lysine monomethylation. The record is from RefSeq and is a predicted model, not a curated record. Gene Ontology annotation, molecular function: protein binding; histone H3K4 methyltransferase activity; histone H3K36 methyltransferase activity. The coding region runs from base 162 to 1502 and encodes 446 amino acids. The transcript has 10 exons. Lineage: Eukaryota; Metazoa; Chordata; Actinopteri; Siluriformes; Clariidae.